Messenger RNA from Cotesia glomerata, 349 nucleotides. RefSeq lists its product as uncharacterized. The coding region runs from base 44 to 349 and encodes 101 amino acids. Lineage: Eukaryota; Metazoa; Arthropoda; Insecta; Hymenoptera; Braconidae. The transcript is spliced from 3 exons. The record is from RefSeq and is a predicted model, not a curated record.
UCCUACAAAUCCUAUAAACAACAAAAUUUAUCAAUUAGAAUUUAUGAAAGAAAAUUUGGAUCCUACGCCUGCAAUGAUUGACGAACAUCGUUUUAUUCAUAAGUUUUCAUCAAUAACUGUUGAUAACGAUAAAUCUCCCGAAAAACCUCUGAAAGAAAUAUUCACUUUGCCGUUGGAUUAUUUACUGAAGAAAAAAAUAAUAAAAAUUGAAAAAACAGGCAAGUCAAAGUUACCAUCUGUGGGGAUCUCUGAUGAAUGGUACAAACAAUUAAAAAAAGAAAAGUUAAAAAACAUGAAAGAAGAAAAACUUGAAAAUAAAAAAUAUUACAAGAAGAAAAGAAAAAGUUAA